This is a messenger RNA of Acanthopagrus latus (yellowfin seabream), 1513 nucleotides long. RefSeq lists its product as uncharacterized. The transcript has 5 exons. The record is from RefSeq and is a predicted model, not a curated record. Bases 200 to 1378 code for a protein of 392 amino acids. Gene Ontology annotation, biological process: response to bacterium. Lineage: Eukaryota; Metazoa; Chordata; Actinopteri; Spariformes; Sparidae.
AUUGCCUGUGGACUGUUCUGUUGACUGUAAACAUACAGUAUGUUUCAAGUAUUUGGGAAAUGUAUUCCUACUUUGUAUUCCUACACAGUAUUUACAGUAUUUUACUAUUUGUAUUGAGGUGUCGCUCUGUCUUUCAUAUAUGUCUUUACCGAGCAGCAUUUCUCAAGAGCCAAGCUUGACACAAUAGGUAGUAGAGAACAUGUGGUCUUGUGUCCUAAAUAGGACAUACAGUGUCACGUCAGGCCGGCCAAUCAGCCACAGUCUUGUCUGUGAGGAGUGCAGAAAGAUUCUUUUUUUUUUGUUCACUCAAGUCAGCAGCACGAUGACAGCUCCAGCAUUUGUUUUCUGUCUGACCUGUUUGUUCUUGGGCAAGAUGGCCCGGAUGGCUGAUCUGUCCUCAUCUGUUCAUCAACAUAGUGCUUUUGUGUCGGCUAAUGUUGGCGACAGCUUGACAUUACCUUGUUUCUAUAAAGAUUACAUGUCAACAAUGUUUUACUGGUACAAGCAGAGUGUGGGGCAGAAACCAACGCUCAUCUCUACCUACUACAAGUACGAAAGAAGUGGACUUUUACAUGAAGAAUUCAAGAACAAUCCACGCUUCACACUGGAUACCAAAAAUGGGUCAUAUAUCUUAAAGAUCUCAGAUGUACACAUUUCAGACUCGGCUACUUACCACUGUGUGAGCAGCCACUCGGCAUCAUACGAAUUUGGAGGGGGUGUUACUGUCAGUGUGAAGGGUUCAGGUUUGAACAUCCCAGCUUCGGUCUAUCAGUCAGCAUCUGAGAUCAUCCAGCCAGGAGACUCUGUGAGUCUGAACUGUACAGUACACACUGGGACCUGUGAUGGAGAACACAGUGUUUACUGGUUCAAACACUCCCAAAAAUCUCAUCCAGGACUCAUUUACACCCAUGGAGGCAGGAACGAUCAGUGUGAGAGGAAAGACAACACACAAACACACACCUGUGUCUACAACUUACCAAUGCAGAGCCUGAAUCUUUCUCAUGCUGGGACCUACUACUGUGCUGUCGCCUCAUGUGGACACAUGCUGUUUGGAGACGGGACCAAGAUGGGAAUAAACGGAUCUACAGAUGAUGAGGACCCUCCUGUCUUGGUGUAUUUCUUGACCGGCGCGUCAGCAUUAACCACCAGCCUGUGUGUUUUAAUGGCUUUCUUGGUGUGCAUGACGAACAGGAGACACAGCUGCCUCUGCACAGAGUCUCAAGCAAGAUUUUCAGCUCCCUCCACAACAAAAGUCAAGGGUUACCAAAAUGAGGAUAAUGACUAUGAGAAUAUUUCAAGGGAGAACAGGGUCAACAGACGGAGACGACAGAGAGACAGCACCUGGAGUGAAUGUGUGUACUCCAGUGUAAAGAAGUAGAGCGGCUUCAUCUUUGUCUUUGUGUAGCGAAACAUGACUUCAUAUUGACUUUUAAAAGUAUAAUACGGCUUUUGUAAAUACAAUUUUACCUAACUAUGAUGACUGUAAUGCAUUGCUUUUUAAUAAACACAAUAA